ACACACUCAUCUGUGUGAAUCCCGAAGGACUUCUGGUUCUGGACGAGCUUUAAAUUAGGGUUUUACUGUUACACAACACGCACAGAGAACGAACGCUUUUAUGGAUAGCGCGAAGAGUGGUAGUACUGGAAAUACGGGCAUGGCGGAAGAGAAAGAGCAAUUGGGACAGCAGCAAGAAGAAGAAGAAGGAGGUGAAGCAGAGGAGGAAUCGAGGAGGAGGAAUGGGAUGAUGAAGCCAUGGGAGCAGCAUUCGGCUGUGAUCAACAUCCCUCGCUUCGACUACAACGCCCCUUCCUCCCUCCUCCAUCGCUCCCAUUCCGGUUUUCUCCUCACCUGCCCCAUCAAGAGGGAGAAAAGUGCCACAAAAGAAGCCAUAUCCAUUCUUCAACAGUUUAUUGGGUCCUUCAAUAGUUGCAGCUCUGAAUGUUCCGAAAUUUUUGACGGGGAUGUUGAUGCUAAGAGAAGGAAAAUAUGCAUGGGAGAAAUAGACCACCAAGAAUGUCCCAGCAGCACACAAGGUAAACUUUUAGAGGAUUCUUGUGUGGAGAAAGCCUUUGCCAAAUGGGAUAGUGCUACGCUUUCUCUAGUUAGGUUGACAAGGAGUGGCUUGCUUCUGUUUGUGUUUCCUAGUAGUGAUUCUCCUGAUGCUGUUGAUAUUGUGUCAAGAAUUAUGUGCUCUCUGGAAUCUGGAAGUUUAGCUUCACCACUUUGGUGUCAUCGAAUUUUUCCUAUCCAAGCAACUUGUUGCUUGAAUGAGAAGGAUCUACGUGCAACUGUGUCGAAGCUUGUUCUUCAGUUUGUGAAUGACAAGCAGAACAAACUUGCAAGACCUGUUAAGUUUGCAGUUGGGUAUAAUCGCAGAGGAAUUGAGGAGACAGAGAUGAAGAUUUCAAAAAAUACUUCAAAAAGUCAUGAAGAUUUGGCUUUGUUAGACCGCAACAAAUGCUUUAGUCUUGUGGCCACAGCAGUUAAUGAUGUUGUAACAGAUUCAGUCGUGGAUCUGAAGUCUCCAGAGUUAUCAGUUCUUGUGGAACUGCUACCCAUCUCUGGGUUGCCCAAGGAGGCAUUAGUGGUUGCCGUCUCAGUUCUUCCAUGCAACCUUGUUACCACUAAGCCGCGACUUUGCAUUAAGGCACUGCUAUCUGAUACAAAGGCUAAGAGUGACGGGAAGAAAAUCGAUAGAGGCCCUGAAGGGACUGAAGAUAAAAAACAGUCUGGUGCUAGUUUCUAGUGUAAGGGGAUGGACAUGCUGGUUUUCUGCUGCCAUGUAGGUCCUUGAUACCCUGUCUACCUAUUGAUCUCUAGGGGGAGAUGCGAAGAAGUACAGUUGCCAAUGGUUACGUGAGCUGCAAGUGCCUCAUUUUGUGGGUAAAGCCAAUUUCACUGAAUAUGCAUCUUUGGUUGAAUCUGAUUUCAUCUGUUCACUGCAUCCCAGCUGUGUUAUGGUUUUGUAGCUCUUUGUUCUACUAUUUGUCUAGGUUUUUUAUGCCAAGAUAUCUGCAACAUUGUUGAAUGCCUAUGGUUUAAAAGAAUGCUUUGGUUGUACUGGAUUUUGAAGUAAAAUGACAGUUGAAUUGAAGGAUCCAA
This is a messenger RNA of Rhododendron vialii, 1587 nucleotides long. RefSeq lists its product as uncharacterized. The transcript has 7 exons. The record is from RefSeq and is a predicted model, not a curated record. NCBI's taxonomy places the organism in Eukaryota, Viridiplantae, Streptophyta, Magnoliopsida, Ericales, Ericaceae. The coding region runs from base 101 to 1231 and encodes 376 amino acids. Gene Ontology annotation, biological process: tRNA modification. Gene Ontology annotation, molecular function: RNA binding.